AUGAGCAACCACGGCCACCACGCGCAGCAUCUUUACACCCAGCAUCCACCCAAGAUUCAUCCGACCAGCCUACGCACCAGAGAGUGUGCCGCCUUUUUCGAGCAGGUGCCCACGGGCCUCUGGUCUCCCUCGUAUCCCCAGCACACGCACACGCACACGCACACGCACUCGCACUCACACUCGGCCAACACGCCCCCAUAUCUACUACUGCACCCCUUUUUGCAGCUGGCGCGCAUCGACGAACUGCAUCAGUCUGCCGCCCACACGCCCUUUCCCGCCGUAAUAGUGUCUCCUCACUCCCUGAGUCCGCCACCCCUGCGGGACGCUGCCCGCGCCGCCCCCAAGAAGCCCCCGUCCAAGCCAGCCCCGACGCACAGAGAUACUGCAGAUGGGAAUAAGGAGCCAAAACGUAGCGUGCUCACCAGCGCGCCGACGAUGACAUCAAACGGCGUGCCAGACAUGUGCAGCAAACAGGACGAGCCGGGCGCCCAAGCACGCGUCCAGCAGCAGCAGCGCCCCUCGCUCGUCUCACAACACUCGAACUCCGUGCCCUCCACCCCAAUGCAGGUGCCACGCAAAUAUGAGACGCGCUCCCGAUCACCAUCCCCAAAUAGCGGCUUGGGCAGCCACUCGCCGCGCUCUGUCGCCUCCGAGGCAAACAGCGCCAUGCCCACUCUUCGGCCAGCGCGCCCCUUCAAGUGCAAGUUCGAGACAAACGUAGGCAUGCUGGGCCGGAGAAGAGUGCCCUAUCAGUCGGACGAGCUGCUGGAGCCGGCCAAGGAGGAGCCGAAGAAGACAUUGGACCCCCACGAGGAUGAUAAAUUAAGUGGCGACAUGCGUGAACUGUACGACCGGAUACAGCCGACCAAGCACGACGAGGAUAUUCGCGACAAGUUUGUGAAGAAGGUGGAACGCAUUCUAGAGCUUGAAUUUCCUGGUGCUGAGAUGAAGGUGCUCGUCUUUGGCUCUUCAGGAAACAUGCUCUGGACGGCCGAGAGUGAUGUCGACAUUUGCAUUCAGACGCCCAUGAAAAGGCUGGAAGAAGUGCAUCCGCUCGCCGAGGCACUGGACAAACAUGGCAUGGAACGAGUCGUGUGUAUACCAGCCGCCAAGGUCCGGAUAGUAAAAGUCUGGGACCCAGAGCUGCACAUUGCAUGUGACAUCAACGUGAACAACGUUGCCGCAAUCGAGAAUACGCGCAUGAUCAAGACGUACAUUCAGCUGGAUGAACGUGUACGCCCACUGGCCAUGAUUAUCAAGCAUUGGACAAAGCGGCGAAUCCUCAAUGACGCCGGCAUCGGUGGCACGAUCAGUUCGUAUACUUGGAUUUGCCUAAUCUUGAAUUUCCUUCAAACACAAGAUCCGCCGAUCUUGCCCGUUCUGCAUGAGCUCCCUCAUCGACAGAUAGACAAGAGCACUGGCCAGCCGUCACUUUCCAGCUUUGCAGAUGAUGUGGAGAAAUUGCGAGGAUUUGGCGCAAAGAACAAGCAGAGCCUGGGGAAUUUGCUCUUCCAUUUCUUCCGAGCCUAUGGCCACGAGGUAGAUUAUGAAAAAGAAGCCAUUUCCGUGCGGCAAGGCAAAAGAAUCAAGCGUGAAGAGAAGGGGUGGCACCCCGGUGGUGGCCAGAAAGAAGGUGUAAACCGUCUUUGCGUUGAGGAGCCAUUCAACACGGACCGAAAUCUGGGAAAUUCGGCAGACGGAUAUGCGUGGCGUGGAAUUCAUCUGGAGCUACGUCGAGCAUUCGAUCUCCUCGCUGAUGGUCAACAACUGGCCAAGGCCUGUGAACAAUUCGAGUAUCCGCCAGAAGAAAAGUCGACAUCGAUUUUUCAGAAGCCGCAGUCGCAAAAGGCAACGAUUACCUCCAGUGUCCCGAUUCGUAAUGGACGGGGAGGAUCGAAUCAACGAGGGGGUCGAGGUGGCCUCAGCCUCAAGAGUCAGCAAGGCAACAGCAGGAGAUCCUCGAAUAGCUCCAACUAUAGCCAAAAUCGGCCGUUUCUGCAUAGUCCACCUAUCAACGGGGCGCCUGGUUCAGAGUACUUUAGCAUCCCAAGGGGUCUCCCGGAGCAACUGCAUGACCAGCUGUACCAGCAGUACCAGAUGCUCGAGAUGCAGUCCAACUCCUUGCGUGCUCAGCUCGCCGCUCAACAACAUGCUCAGCAAGCCUACCAGGUACGGACUGCUCAGCAGCAUGCUCACGCAAUCGCGCACGCACAAGCCCAGAACCGAGCCCAACAUAAUACCAGUGGCUCGCCUCAAAAGUCGGCAUACAUGAAUGGCCACAGUCCUCGCCUGGCCGAGCUUGGCAUACCGCCAAAUGCCUUUCCUCCAGGCUUUCUGUACCAUUAUCCUGGUUUCUACAAUGCAUCACCGCCCGAUGCUGCUGGCUCCCAGGACGGAACACGGACGAAUCCCUCUUCUCCUUCACUGAGUAAUAGUGCCCCUGGCGUGCGAAGAGCAGGCCACCGAGUUUCUAAUGCUAGCGAAACUAGUAACCUUCGUUCCCACUCGCAGCCUCCGCGAGGCCUGCCCCAACAACCUGUCAUGGUAGGCUACCCACCUGUGCCCCAGAUUCCGGAUCCUACUGGCUUCCCUGGAUAUCCCAUCACUCGCUCAACUACACAUGAUCCACCAGGCACACAGCCCACGACAGAGGUACCAUACCUUCCCAUUCCACAGCCAAAACAGCAAGAGCCUGCUGCUGCUGUACCUGUAUCCGUAGAGACUAUACCGAAAGAACACGUGGGUUAUUACGUUGCAGAUUCGCCCGUACAACCCCGUCCGUUGCAGGAAUACGCUGUAUCACAGAUCCCAUCGUUCAGUGAAUUGGCACAACGCCGCCGGCGCGUCUCUUCAGAGAUCACACAGCCUCUUCUGAACACCGCACUGCGAAGAGUGUCAAGAUCGCCUUCCCCUCUCGGUGGACACCUGAGAAGCUAUUCCACCGGUGUCAAGCAGCCUAGUGUUCCUGCUGACGAGCAACGCAAGGCACGCAUUGAUUCGGCACGGCCACCUGUCGAUAGUGGUCCAGUCAUAGUGAAUGGCUCAUUUCCAACGCAGCCACGCCUACGGAGCGACACCGUUGAUGUCGUCCCACCUGAGAUGUCUAUUAUGUCUGGCCUUGGCAUGCACGUUGACAACAGCCAAGCCAUGCAUCAAAUCGGCCAGCUACAGGAGCAACAGCAAAUGGUGUACGAAGAAAUGCAACGACAGAAAUCGAUGGAGAAUAGAAGUCCACAGAUUGUGAACGGGUCAAUGAAGACAAGCCCGGCCAUGGAGUCCAACGGCUUGGCGCGAGUCCCUAGCGAGGGCCAGCAACCGUUUUCUACCUUUUCUGAAGGCUGGAUCAACUAUGAGGCAGGCAGCGGACGACGUGCCAAUCUCGAAGAGGAUAUAUCACCUACUCGUACAGUUGCUCCAGCGUGGCGAACCCCUGCUUUUGUAAAUGGUCUUCCCUCUUUAGAGACGUCGAAGACGCCACGGCCGGAACCCCAGGAGAUCAAAUCCGCCACUCUGCCGUUGCUGUCGCCAGUGUAUGAGACACGCACUCCUUCUCCUUCCGCUAGUCGGAUUUCCGACCUGAAUAAAUGGGUCAACGGGAGCAAGCCACAUGCAAAAGACAACGGUCAGCAGCACCGUCGAGCCUCGCAUGCCGCCCCAAAUCACGCCAAUGGCAAGGACAGCCGUAACGGUCAGCAGAAGAGCAGCCAGCAGAGCAAUGGGCACAAGCCAAACACUGGAAGUAAUACCUCCAAUGGAUGGCAACAGCAAGGCUCGGGCCGAACUAAGAAGGGCAAGAGCAAAAAGGCGAAGGCUGAGCAGAAGACGGCUGGAGAGCCUAUGCCUGCCAAUGCUUCUGAGCGUAAGGGAGGCUUGGUCUCCGAAAGGAACCAAGCCGAAGGGCUAAGACUAUGGACAUGGUGUAGGCCAGAAAACCCCAGUUUGAUUAAUCCGACGCCGAAGCAAUAUCAUGACCUCGAUCCGCCACCACUGCAGGUCCAUCGGCAGGGCAGGUCGUGCUCGACCGACUAG
This is a messenger RNA of Plenodomus lingam JN3, 4029 nucleotides long. Lineage: Eukaryota; Fungi; Ascomycota; Dothideomycetes; Pleosporales; Leptosphaeriaceae. The record is from RefSeq and is a predicted model, not a curated record.